AUAGUCUUUUCUAAGAAGCAUUUGAGAGAAUAUAUUAUCACUCGAUCAAAAGCAUAGAAGAAACAAAAGGAAUAUAAUAAGAAGGGUUGCUUACAAUGGCGGAUUUGAAGGACGAACGAGGAAACCCAAUCCAUCUAACCGAUGAACAUGGGAAUCCGGUACAGCUCACUGAUGAGUUCGGUAACCCGGUGCACCUAACCGGAGUCGCCAGCUCUACUCCUCAUCCUCAUUACAAAGAGAGUAUUACCGGCGACGUCAUUGCGGAACACCCAACGUCCGCGGCAGGGGUCACCGGUGCAACUGUCACCGGUGCAACUGCCGCCACAGCAGCAGGUACUGGUGCCAUUGCCACGGAGCAGCAACACCAUGGCUCGCUUGGAGAGCAACUUAGGCGGUCCGGAAGUUCAUCCAGCUCUAGCUCGGAGGACGAUGGACAAGGAGGGAGGAGAAAGAAGACAAUAAAAGAGAAAAUCAAAGAGAAGUUCAGCAGCGGCAAGCACAAGGACGACCAAACACCCACCACCGCCACAACCACCGGACCCACUGGAGCGGCGGCUGAACAACCGCAUGAGAAGAAGGGUCUUCUUGAGAAGAUCAAGGAUAAACUUCCCGGCCACCACAACCACCACAACCACCCAUGAAACACUCUAUAUAUUUAGACGAAUCACUUCACAUUGUCUUUGUAUAUAACAGCGUUAAGUUUGGUCGUUUCAGUUUCAUGAAUAAGUCGCUAGCUCGCUUGAAUUUCAUUAGGGCUUUUAUAUCAAUUAUGUCGUCUACUUAAAUGUUUUAUUCGCUUCUAGUUAAUUUGAUGGGUUUUCAGUUUGUGUGAA
Messenger RNA from Eutrema salsugineum, 833 nucleotides. Its product is annotated as late embryogenesis abundant protein. The record is from RefSeq and is a predicted model, not a curated record. Lineage: Eukaryota; Viridiplantae; Streptophyta; Magnoliopsida; Brassicales; Brassicaceae. The transcript is spliced from 2 exons. Gene Ontology annotation, biological process: response to water. Bases 96 to 641 code for a protein of 181 amino acids.